Spirometra erinaceieuropaei is the source of this 9217-nucleotide messenger RNA. The record is from the annotation of a GenBank genome assembly. NCBI's taxonomy places the organism in Eukaryota, Metazoa, Platyhelminthes, Cestoda, Diphyllobothriidea, Diphyllobothriidae.
AUGGUGAAACUCUUUCCCCAACUGCAACAAGCCACUCGCGGUAGCAGCAGAUCACAACACCUUCAUCGUCACGCGUCUAUGUUGAGGCAACUGCCCCUCCAUCCGCGCGCUCGGGCAGGUGAACUGGGCGAGUACGCUUCUGUCGCCGAUUGCGGUGUCCAGCGGAAGGUGAGUCGUUUUCUAUAUUGAUAUGUGCACUUUUUCACCGCGUUUUCAUGCCCGACGACGCAUUACGGCUUGAACAUGCCAACCGGUUCACGCGAAAAUACUAGAUGUAGAUAAUGAUAGAGGUUUCAUCUUCCCUACGUCGGAUGACGGUAUCAUCGGGGUAUUACCGAUUAGUUGUCAAAAAUCGGCCGUAGUCCGUCUUCAUAACAGCAGAACCGCGCCGUAAGUUUCCAAAUGCGCGCUUAAACCUUUGUUUAUAUUAAGGCCACAACUGAAUGAGAACCGCGCCCAUAGUCAUGUGGGCAGCUUGCAAAGCAUUUGGAACAAAAUAAUUACAUUGCAGGACAUUUGCACCAAAAGUAUUACUAAUAAGCCCCUGAAACAAGACGAAUGAAAGAUUUACAGACGAGAAAAAGCUAUUUAAGAGAAAAUUAAAAUCAUUUCAGAAGAGCAUUUGGCGAGCUUACGCGUACUUUCGAUAAAUUCUCAUCGGGCCUGUACAUUUUUUUAUGGGAACGAGGUACAAACUGAAGGUGUGGGUGAUAAAUGCAGUCGACUAAGACUCGCCCUUGCAUACAAACGGGGUAUGUGAAUGGAGUAGGUGGGAGGGGGAAGGAGAGGAGGCAGUGACAGUGUGGGUUAGGUUUAGCCAUGUGACAAUGGGGGGGAGGCGAAGGGAGGGGGCGCGGAGACCUGCAUACGGUUAAUCGAUCCUGGUCCACGGUAGACGCGGAACGUGCAAAAGGUUCUCCUGCGCGCACAGGACCGGCCUAUCAGGCAUCCUUGACUAUAACGAAGCACCACAGAUACCCUAAUCCUUGGAGAUUGCAUAUGCGAAGAUAGAUAAUUAUGAAAGGGAAAGUUGUUUGGAAUGAUCGUUUCUGGUCAAUUUACCUGUCAUAAUUCAGUUCCAAAUCAAAAUAACUAGAGUUCUGGACUGGGUUCGUCAUUGUAUCACCACUCCGCUACUGAACCAGGAGCUCACUACCUGCCGGCAGUAGUAUAUGGGAGUGGCGUUCAUCAAGCUCUCCUGACUGCCAAAACUUCUCAGUUUUGCCCUAACACUUCGGUUUGAAACACAUGCUUGCGUUCACACAAUGACGGUCAGUCCGCAACCAUACAAGCCUUUGUCCACAUGGCUACACCUAUUAGUUCCGACCGAUACGGCCACUCACGGCACGACUCUCUGUUAUAGUUCGAGAGAAUUUGAUUACAAAGGGACCAAGCUGUGUACUCAAGCCUACUUGUCUAAUGAGUCAGACCGCAGUCUAACCUGUAGACAGAGAUCGUCUGGUCUAGACUUCCGGGCAGUUCAAGAACUUUGUUUAAACACCGAGUGGCAUGCCUAAUCACGUCUGAAUGAAAAUUAGAUUGUCGUGCUCAAGUUGAUUUAGAUGGACGGGCAUGCGUGUCUUUUCCUCCUUGUCCGGAUGCUGACAAUGGAUGAUAAGUUCCUUAUUACCUCCCGCCCACUGGUCUGUUGCAUUUGGUCUGUCGAAUAAGAUGGGGACCAUAAAUCCACCGGGAAGCGAUUUUGGCCUGAAUGACAUCUACGUCAUUCUCUUUUCAAUUCCCAGCAUGCAAAGCCUAAAUGCGACAGGAAGCGGACGUAUGGUCAUCAGCUGGCGUGAGUGUAGGCCCCUGUCCCCAAUCUGAUAAGCUCAGGCUGAUAUAUUAAUCGAAAUCAACCAAGUUUCACUAACUUGAACGUCGAUGGCAAGCGGGAAUGGUACCCGUCCGGAGGACCUAGUUUUCAUUCAGUUGGAAGCCGCUCCCUAUAGGAGUUUUUAAGAUAAAUUGAUGUCACCAAAGUGUGCGGGAUUUACUACAGUGAGAGCAGAUUCCUCAUGAUGAAUCGCGAUCUUUUAAUCUUUCGCAUCGAUUACUGAUGAAAUGACUGGGUCAAACAUUCAGGAAAUGGGAUUUGUUCAACGGCCGCCAAGUGUUUGUGUUCCUUGCUUUUAUUUGUCCUGCUGUAGAUGGUGUUAUUCCAAAGUGGAUAAUCUAGAUAGGAGUGAGCCCAAUCGCUGGAACGAGAGCUUUACUAACAAGACGUGCCCACAGAUAAGUGAUCUAAAUGAUGGCUUCUAACACAAAUCCGAAGCCUCAGGUCAACAGAGCGAUCCAGUGUACUUCUUCCCAAACUGCAAAGACUCCCUGGUAGUGUCUGUUUGCGUUUGAUCCACUAGACUAGACAAACAAACUUAGUACACUAAAUGUUUUUGAGAUCGGGCAAUCCACGUUAAAACACGAAAUGUUGUAAAAAAACAAGGCGGUAGAUUGUUCGGUGACUUAGAUGGUCCAAAAUCUCCCAUUCCGCAUGUAGAUGUGUCGGGUUCUAAGCAACCAUCUUCUCCAACUGUACUUUCUUAAAAAGUCAAACAACUCCUACUCCUAACGCUGACCUAGACCCAUUCAUUGCUAGCUACAGCGACCAAAACCAGUGGAAGGGAAAGGUGGGUAGGACUUAGGAAAUUUUCGCCUCCAUCCGCUCACAAAAUAGAGAACACGCCCCGCUAAGGGUGGACAACAUUGGCCCUCAGAUACCUGAUGAGGCCAAGACACACUCCAAAGCAUUGGCAGUGACCCACAUUUUAAGAAGUCGAGGCAAUCCGCUAUUGUUUACCCUACUCAUGACAUUCCACAUUUCAUAACCAAACAUCUCCCUCCAGGGGAUUAGCAUACAAGUUUGAACUAGACUUCAAGCUAACACCACUCAUCUUCUCCCCUUAGAAACCAAAUCACACGCCUUAAGGCUGUUCUUCUGGGGGUAUUGGCGACCAAUUAGUUUCUGACAAGAAACUGCCCUUUUUACUUCGCUUGCAAUCACCUCUAAAGAAAAUAACAUUUUUCUGGUUUAUCUCAUUGUAACUUUUCUACACAUGUUGCAGAUGCGAAAACCUGCAAUGGAGAAACGGCGUCGCGAGCGGAUUAAUGUAGCCCUGGAGGAACUGAAGCGCCUUGUCGCCGAACCCUUCCUUAAAGAGGUAAGAUAGUCGGAAUCUGGGAGAAGAGACCAAAUUGCUAAGAAAGGACAACAUAUUAGAACAAUAGGGCCCAAAAUAGGCAUAACCUUCAUAUGCAGUCGAGGCCAACAAGCGUAACUAGGUAAUAUCCAACGAGUAUAUGAAUAAGAAACGCCUUCGUGAAUGUUGUGGGCAUUUUUAGAAUCCACGGCUCUCGAUGGGUCCUAGUAGUUCAGGUGGCUGGAGCGUUGACCAUGCUCAAGUCUUGAUUCUGCUGUCGUGGGUUCAAAGUUCCCUGAAAAGUUCAACGAGGUAGACGCGCUGGACUAACACGAGGGCCAGAUCUGAGUCCGGCAGGCGUUAUCGGAGAUGCACACCCCAUAACAAAUGCCAACAUUCAGGGUGCGGUGGAAGGCCCGCUUGGGUUUCCCUGCCCGCUGGGUUUUCUCAAGCCUUCGGAUAUGCCUAUGGAUCCGACGUGAUCUCUCCAUCGCCACUAAGAUUCGCGUGUACCGUGCGUCUGUCCGGUCUGUCUUUCUCUACGGCUGUGAAUGCUGGGCUUUGCGCGUGGAGGACGAGCGAAAACUGGAGGUAUUUGACCAACACUGCUUGAGGACCAUCCUUCGAGUGAAGUUCGCCGACUUCGUCUCAAUUGAGACAGUCCGCGCUCGCUGCGACAACAUCGCAAGGAUAACUCAGGCCAUCCAAUAAAGACGACUGAGGUGGUUCGGGCAAGUUCAUCGUCGUCCACCUCAGCAGCUCAGUGUUACUGCCCUCGAUCCGGCACCGUUGCCCUACUGGAGGAGUCGAAGAGAGGGUCAGUUCAAAACCUGGCUCGACACUGUCCGUCAAGACAUGGAGGUGGUUCUUGGACCUUCGGUAUUCGGUCUCCGUCCUUGGCGAAGGGAAUGGGUUGAGCUGUCCAGAUCUGCUGCCGCAGAUAGUCACGCGUGGAGAGGUACGGUUCGGGGCAGCAUCGAGACCGGCUAGAUCAGGCAUGAUCGCAGGCGUAUCAAGUACAAGUACAGGCCCAAUUGCCGUCUAAUGUCACACCAACUGGGAUCCCGGCUGUCGUUUUUUUAAAAUCCUGUUCAAGUGUUUGUUAUGGAUCAGGGGAUGUGAUGGUACGCCUAGGUGCAGCCUUUCGCCAUGCCAGCCAUCUGUGGCCUCUUCCACUCCCGCCCUUCUUGAGUUGGUCAUGACACAGGGCUGAGAUGGGACAGGGGAGAGUGCGGUGGAUGCAGUGCAAGUCUGUCGUCAUCAUAAAAUAAUUCACGCGUAAGUCACCGUCCACAUGGUGAACUUCGUCGAACCCGACAGUCGAACUCUCGGGUUCGCAUGCCAUCGAGGUCGCCGAGGUUUUAACAACCGGAUCAAAGGGAUGUAAUGUGAAGGCAACGCUGCUUACCUCGGGCCUGAUCCUUUCCUGCCUCAAGUGACUUCCACCGGUAGACCACAUCGUUUGCAAAGAAUAAUUUGAACUAUCAUGCGGAAGUAGACCAUGGGAGCGUGGGGGUAGGGGAGAGGCAGAAGGGGAAAAUACCGUCAAAAGUAGCGCCUUAAGGGUUUAAUAUCAUAUUUAUUCAUUUUAAAGGUAGCUAUUUUUUUCCUAACCGCCGACUCUAUCUUUUGUGAUUUCAGAAUGCCCAGAAAUUAGAGAAAGCAGACAUCUUGGACCUGACUGUCAAGUUUGUGCUCGACUGCAUCACAAGUGAGUUUCGGAGUCUGUGCAGAUAAUUGUAAGUCAGAUACGGAAAUACAGACCCCCGUACAGCUGAUGGCCCUACGCUGAAUUCCCAGGAGUACCUAUUAGUUUGUCUAAGGUCAAACACUACGACGGACCCGUGUCUGACCGAGUUUUUGUCGUGCAGUCCCUGCUGUCAGCAGGAAAGUCAGUACUUUCGUCUACUCACUCCCCGAACUCCUAAAUUUUGGCAGCCUUUAACGAUACCAUCCGUGCUUCCUUAGCGAAGCCAUCGUAGUUUUCUGAGAACCCUGUGGGUAAGAUGUGGUUAUGUAGCCGCGCCUGAUGGACAAAAUACUGUUGGGGGUUAGGGUUAGGAGGCCAGCAUUAGGAGGCUAGGGUUAGGGGUCAGAGUUAGGGAUUAGGGCUAGGGGUUAUGGUUAGGGGUUAGGGUUAAUUGUUAGGGGUUACUGUUAGGGCAACUAUUUCUCAACCACUCGAAGUACAACCGGGCAUUCCCAAUCGCAUUUCUUUUGCAUACAACUACUUGACCUCGUCACCCGUGCGUUUCCCGGCCCCGCCUGUAAAAAACCCUAUUACCGCCGGUCCCGUACUACAGACGGCUGCGGGUUACUUACCUCAGGUGUGGCCUCAUAACCACAUCCGACUAACCGGUGGAUGGGAACAAACGAAGCCUUUCGUCUAUACGAAACCGAUUUUUAUGUCUGCCUUCCAGACUUUCCACAUGGAAACCAUCAGAAACAAUAAGCUAUGGACAGAGAAAAUGCAGAAAUUAUAGACUGCGCCGGCACAUGCCUGAUGACGGGCUGAUUCCAUAUGUCAGUACAUUUAUCCACGUACUGGUCAAUCAGAUUGCAAUCAGAUUGCAGAACAACUGAGCGAGAAACUUCGGCCACCGUAGUUUACAAAUAUAAAGUAUUUUAGCGGUGUGCAGCUUACUGUCUCGGCGUCCGACUUGUGAAAGUUUCCCCUAGUAUUCUUCAUUGCGACCUACAUUUUGUUUUUUGGUAGCAGAUUGUGCAUAUUUUCUUUGAGAUCAGUGCAAAGUAGGGAAAUUAUGUCCAAAUACCCAGCUCUGAUUUGCUUCUCGUCAGUACUAAAAGCUUUUCGACUGGAAACUGCAGCCGCCUGGCAUUAAUUUCAAGUAGGACACAGGAGUAGGGAUUCCCCGUAAUACAUGUAGCCUUGCGCUUACUUCCCGAGAGAUUGGGAUUAGUGGAAGGGUUAGGGCUAGUGUCAAGGUUCGGGAGAGGUUAACCUUAUCGGAAUUUAGCGUAAGGUCACCUGAAUUACGAGGGGGGGGAUGGGGGGCGGAGAAGGGGAUGGUUCCUAUGACGGCCAGACGCAUGUCAAACUGAGAAAUUUAUUCACCGCCACAAAUGGCAUGCGUUCGGAUAUUGACUUUAAGUUUAAUUCGUUUGACCUACAGUAAGGCGCUUACAAGUUCCAUCGUGGUGAGAAGCUCGCGCCCUACGUGAAAUUUGCUCAAUUACUCAGGUCUGGCUGUAAACCCAAGGUACAGAGGCAUUCAGGAGCUAUUAUAAGUGGGACUGCUAAAUUAACCGACGCGGAAGCAAGUUUCCUUUCCGAAAAAAGUGCCGCUUAUUUUGUAUGCAUGCAUUGUUUCACUGACUUCCUUUGCCUGUAUAAAGGAUAGUUCACAGAAAUCAUCGUGAAGGGAGCCAUCUUUAUUUUAUUGGCAUUUUGCUACUGAAGGAACUUAGUUAAUUUAGUAACUCAGCCAGCGUGUUUACCCGUUUCCAUUGUUAAUAAACUACCAAUCCUAUGUUUUGUUCGGAAAAAGUAUCAAGUAACUCGUUAUUAUGCCGUAAGUAAACACAAGGAUCCUACAGUGUUUUAAUGAAACUCGAUCACCCGACGCCUUUUGUCAGUAGAAGUAACACGCCAGUACACCGUUGUUUGCGCAAAGACUCUCGCGAAGGUCCAAAUGAAAUUAACAACUGUAAACCUUUACACUCCAACUAAUGCCCUCGGAGUACAACACCCUGCUCUCCUAAGAAGUGUUCGCAGUGUGUGUGGAGGCUGCGCGCAUCAUUUCUGGGUAAUAUUACUGAAUUCAUAAAGUGUCUUACAUGAAUUUCAAAAAAUGUUCCGAAUUUUAAGCAGCUGCCUCUCAAGAAAGUGACUAGCACGGGGAGUUAGAACAAUGCCGAAAAACGUCAGUGCCGUCAUCUGUGGAUUAACGUACAGUAUAUGUGCUUUCUAACGAAUUAUUAACCCAAAUUCUGAAAUGUACCUUCGACUAGAAAAUAUUGCUUAGAUAUGGUACUAGGUAUGGUAAGACUGUCAUGCAGCACAUUCACGAGAUGUUUCAGCCACGUCAGAGUACCAGUAUUUGAACAAGCUUCUUUCCAGCUGCCUAAAAACUGCACUCCGUAAAAAGUGGCCGCUUAAGCAGCACGCAUUUUUUGUAAUGAUUUUCGAUGUCCUUACGCAUUUAAAUAAAUUUUAGGAGAGAAAUGAAGGCAUAUUUUUUUCUUGUACUCAUUACAUCAUGUGCAAAUCACAUCUACUCCAAAUUGUACACUUGAGAAAAUUUAUCUUUCGGUUAUUUUUGGGCUUGACUUGCCGUUGUACAUGUGAUCGGUUUUUUCAAACUAAAAACUGUAUAUUUUUCCUGUAAGAAAGAUGUGGUACAAGGCUUGUAAAAUUUUGUAAUGUUUUCAAACCAUGUUGUGCACCUUACAAACAGCAUGGGUAAAUGAACGGAUACGAUGCUUUAUGGGUAGCCAUUUCACGGUCCUAAAAAUAUCCUAAUUAGAAACUCUUCGAAAGCAAAAAAUAUCCUUCCUUCAAGUAUAAAACUUGAAGAAAACGCAAUUUGCUACCAGAUAGCAGAGGACAAAAUAUUUGGUAAUUUUUUCCACAACAUAUAUUUGAAUGUAUAAGGGUAUCGAAAAUCUAUAUGAAAAAUUCAUAGGUGUUUUGGCAGAUUUUGAAUAAUUCAUAUUGACACAACCGUGAAAAACUCGGCGCCUCGGUGGGAUUCGAACACAUGCAGUAAGGGGAAGGCUUUACUACAGCCAACCCUCUAACCACUGGAGAUACCAGGCCCCGCCGGACGACGCGGGUUUAAUCACCUUUGGGUCAAGUUGCCCGCCAAACCUACUGCAACGUCUGGAAUCCACCAAAUCUGAUUCAGUAAGUUGAGUGCCCAGUCAGGAUUUCCUCAGUAAUUCACCUAGAAUCCACCAGAUGACUACCAGGUUUACGUAAUUCAUAUAUAUUUUGGCUGUACCAAGGCCUUCCCCUUACUGCGUGGGUUCGAAUCCCACCGAGGCGCCGAGUUUUUCACAGUUGGGUCUAUAUGAAUAUGAAAAAUGCCUAUUACUUACGCGGUCACCCUCAUAAAGGUUAGGCUUCGCAAGUAGCCGGAGGGAAGCUCAUUUAAAAGCCGACAUCCUGAUGUAACUGAAGUGUUUUGUGGUCAUGCUGUGGAUCAAGUAGUCAUGCGACCCCACUUAGGUAAUCUUUUCUAAUAGAAGACACAUUUAAAAAGUUAGGUUAACUUGUCAUAAGACAGCACACAUACUGUGUAAAAAAAUAUUUCAUACCAGUCGGUACUGCAGUCUGUUUAAGUAAUUACUCCAAUCAUGAGAUCGAUAUAACGACCACAGGAAAUAUAUGUGAUUUUAGGUAUUUGUGGAAUAUUGGAUACGCCUACCCCCCUGGCUUACUUGCCAUGCGGCGAGAGAGGAUCUUGUGUAAAUUGCGCUAAAGCUGACCAAUAUUCCAGUGAAAAAUAGGAACCUGUUUUCGGUCAUUUAAUGCACACUCAAAUCCCCUCCUGCCAACAGGAACUAAAAAGCUCACCAACCAGUCGGCUAACUGGACACAAAAUGCCCACUGGACCAGUUUUAUGGCGGGCUACACUGCUUGCGAGUCUGUCCUCAGAGACCUCUUCCAAACUCAACGCCAGCUCGCAGACAACUGCCUACUUCGAUCGCUGCCAACCGACCUACUGCCUCUCUUGCUCUGUCUGCUAGACAACCAGCGUCAACCGGCUGCUGCCAGUUUCCUACGCUCACUCGAGCCCUCUUUGUGUCCCCCAGCGCACCCCGCCUAUCUACGACUCCCAGACCACAAGUCAUCCACCUGCAUGAUGCUCGCGGAUCAGUGUCGUCGUUUUGAUUCUGUCUCGAGUAGUACCGCAGCGCCGUCCGCAUCGGCAGCGGUGGAUGCACCAAAGUCACCGGAAAUCAACCAUCCCUUGCAGACUGCGACGACAACAUCGCCACAUUCGUCCUCGUCGUCCACAGCAUCGGAGCGUGUCACCCUGAAUGAGGAGCGUACUCCACAGCCAAGUGUAGACAAAGGUAUCUCUCCUCGGAAAAGAGCCUUAUGGAGGCCAUGGUGA